GCAAUUACCUCAAAAUGAAAAAAGAAGAAGAAAAUUGAACAAGGAAAAAGAGGAAGGGAAGAAAGCUCCCUCUCAAUAAAUCACAAAAUAAAACCCUAAUUAAAUACCUUUGAUCCGCAAUAUCUGUGGAAUUAGGGUUUUUAAACUCUCUCGAUUGCUUUACAUUCCUUCCCUCCAACUCAAGGACACAUGGCUAGUGCUGAAGGAAGCAAUGAUCCUGAAUGGGUAGAGAGAGUGAGAUCAGAGGGAGCUGUUCCACUACUUGAACCAGAUAACUGUCUAAAUGGUUGGGCAUGUCCGCCUGGGGAUAACUUCAUGGUAAGGGGUCCAGAGUACUUGUCAACCAAGGUUAAAGUCCCUGGUGGUAAAUAUCUUCUAAAGUCUCUUGGCUUUGACUGGGUUAAAACUUCCACAAAGCUAGGGGAGGUCUUGAGCCGUCAUGAUAACCGUGUUAGGAAAGUUGUUGAUGAUGCCUUUCCAACAGGUGAUAAGCCUUUCAUCUGGGCAUUCAAUCUUCAGCUCCCAACUAAGGAUAACUACAGCGCUGUAGCUUAUUUUGUAGCCACAGAGCCUAUUCCGGAGGGUUCUUUGAUGGACCAGUUCUUGAAAGGUGAUGAUGCCUUUAGAAAUUCAAGGCUUAAAUUGAUUGCAAACAUUGUCAAAGGCCCAUGGAUUGUAAGAAAAGCAGUUGGAGAGCAGGCAAUAUGCAUCAUUGGACGUGCCCUUUCUUGCAAGUAUUGUAUAUCUGAGAAUUUUUUGGAAGUUGAUAUUGAUAUUGGAUCUUCCAUGGUUGCAAGUGCAAUUGUUCGUUUGGCAUUUGGGUACAUCACAACGCUGACAGUUGACUUGGCUUUUCUUAUUGAGAGUCAAACUGAAUCAGAGCUUCCCGAACAACUCUUAGGAGCUGUACGGUUCUCCGAACUGAACCCUGAUUCAGCUCAGUUGAUUGAGCUGUCAACAGGUGGGAGCAGUGGGAAUACGCAGGCAUCACUGCCAACUCGCUUAUGGAAGUCAUUUGGACAGGGAUUUUCUCAUCUUCUUCAUCCAGGUGCUCAAGAAAGUGAUUCGAUCUCUUCUUCAACCCAUGUUAAUGGCACUGCUGGUCAUGAUGAAAGUGAUGGAGAUCUUAAGAAAUGGUGAGCUUUCAUGUCAAGCUCACAGUUAAAAAUUUCUGAAGUUGAAUGAGAUGAAAGUUGGAAUUUUGCUGUGUCUGGUUAUACAAGAAACUAAGUUUGUGUCUAUCAAACAACAAAAAAGGAAGAAAGAAAGAAACUAAGCUUGUGGCACACCUUUGAAGAGGGUGACGAGGUUUUUGAUAAAUAGCUCAAGGGUCUGCACAUGAUCUUUCUUUUUUCAGUUUUUUGCCUCCCCGAGUCCACCUAAAAGGAAACAGAAAAAAAUAACCCUCACAUCCCCCUUGUUUCUCUUCUAAUUGCACACAACUUGCCUGAGGUUGUCACCAUCGAUUUCUUGAUGUUUUCGACACCAUUUUCCCCAGCAACAAUAUCAAAGCCAUAAUAGAACCCCAAGUUUUGGAUGUCCUUGUGUAAUAUGCUUGUGGGAAGUAGCAGGUUUAUUGAUGUUUUUAAUUAGUUGUCCUUCUUAAACUUUCUAAAAGAUAUUGGAUUAGAGUAACCAUUCCCUAAUUUUUUAGGCCCUCCCUCUUUUUUGUCAGUUAUGUCAUGUUUUGGUUUCUGCUCUGUGAAGAAGUUUGGUGGUAUGUACUAACUGUUGAUAAGUCUAGUUUAUGCCGUCCCUUUUUUCCAUGCC
Molecule: messenger RNA, 1770 nt
Organism: Theobroma umbraticum
Lineage: Eukaryota; Viridiplantae; Streptophyta; Magnoliopsida; Malvales; Malvaceae
Product: ENHANCED DISEASE RESISTANCE-like protein (DUF1336)
Source: RefSeq, a predicted model, not a curated record